AAAAGCUACGUCUAUGGUGGAUCAGUCAAGUUUGUAUGUGACAAGAAUUACACUCUAGUGGGGACUGAUUUUAUAUAUUGUCAAGCUAAUAGGAGUUGGAGUUCCGUUGUUCCACGUUGCUUAGGUAAGUGCAAUGGGUAAGAGAAAAUAAACGACAUAAGUCCCGCUAACUAAUUUUUGUCAAAAAUUUCUUAAUAGUAAAAAACGACGGUUCAAUUUUUGGUUGUUAAACCAUCAUCUGUACAUAAAUUAGCAGUAGCAAUAUUGUAGCUUUUAAUCGUUGUACCAAAAAAUUAACUUAUCGCCACACGGAAUAAACAAAAAUUUAACCGUAAUCUGACCAUGCUUUUUCCUUUUUCUGGCUUCCUAAGAAAGGGGAUGUAAAUGUAAAAGUAAAAAAAAAAAACUGCUGAUAAUUAACACUGUUGAACACUGUUAAAAUUUGAAUCCAACAUCUACCAUCAAGUCAUUUUAUGUUCAGUUUUUUUUUUUUACCGAUACGGUGUCCAUAUUGAAUUAAUUAGAUUUAAGGAGUAUUAUGGGAUGCCGAGGGAGGCAUGAGCACCAUCCGAUACACUCACUCAGUAUUUAAGCGCGCUUUUUCGGGGCUAUUUUUCUGAAAGUUUUCUAAGAAUAAGAUUGUUAUGCGAAGAAAGAACUUUGUACCGUGUUUGGAUGUAAUAAUGAUCACCUUUUACCCGAGAAAUAGUACACGGAAAGACGAUACCAGUUUCUUCGGAGUGUCCACAAUUUUAAUUGCUUCUUUUUCUUUUGCUGCUUAGAAUCAUUGUCUGACUCUCUUCCUCUUACUAAUAAUUGGUUGUACUGGAAGCAUGUCCAUGGGAGCAUUUCUCUCACGUGUUACUAUUUCCCUUUCAUAGCCCUUCAGAAAGAGCGGCGUGGGAUGAGGAUGACUGUCAACGAGUCUUCCAAAUUUAAAAUGAUUUGAGCAAACUUAAUUAGUAUUUUUGUUCACCUUAAAUCCCUUUUGGCUCAGUAGUCUCGUCCAAGUAGCCAAGUGCCUUUGCUAUUUGCAAGAGCAGAAUUAACGUACCUCCCAAGAAACUGGUAUGGCUCUUUCACCAACUAUUUCUUGGGAAUCGCGGCGAUCAUUAUUACCCCCAAAUAAAACACAACGGUCUUGUUUCCCAUUACAAACAUGUUCUAGGAAAACUUUCGGAACAUCAGUAUGUGUAUUAUGAGAGAAGUGCGAAUUUGGUCACCAAAAGGCCUUGACUGAAUUAACAGUUAUAACAAAUAUUCAAAUAAUUCUAAAUUGAGUGUGAUACAAUAUUUCAGCCAGAAAACCUUGAAAUAAAUCAGUUUUUAUAGAAAAAAGACGAAUUUGGUAAAACAAGGCUGUUAAACCUGGGUUGCCAUGGUAACGUUAAAGCUGACGUACAGGUCCCCUUGCUUUUAAAACGUUCUUAGAUUAUUUUUUAGGACUAUUUGCUAAGUUUGAUUUCAUAGUUUGAACGAUUUUGAAGAUAUUCAAAGAUGUUCCUCGGUCUCAAUAAGGUAAAAUCCAAAUCAAAAUAACUCAAUGAGUUAGUUUCUAUAAAGAACUAAAGAAAUAAGGAGCAAUUUGUUUUGUUCCCUUACUUUUUUCUGUAGCUAAGCUUGAUUUUUUUCUUUUUGAUUAAGCUAACUGUCGCUCACCUGGUGAUGUACAUCAUGGUCUUAAAAUCGGUAAUAACUAUACACACGGAAAAAAUGUUCGAUACUCUUGUAACCUUGGGUACACACUUGAAGGCGAGGCUGAACUGUCUUGUGUGGAUGGAAGAUGGAGCACUGCCACUCCCAAGUGUAAAGGUCAGCGUUCAUUCUGGUUUUUUAAAAUAAAAGCUUGUGUUGAUUUUGGAGGUAUAGGGGGUUGUUUUAUUUGCAACUUUUUAAAUUGCGUGACAGAUUUCGGUAAUGGUUGCAAAAUGAGCUACAUACCCCUCAACUUUGAACCGUUAAAAGAAGAAUUAGCUCACGUGGGUCUAUUCAAGUUGCAGUUACUUAAUACCCUGCUAUCUUCAUUUGUUGUAUUAGUUCAUUAUAUGUAAACGACAAAGGCUACAAAAUUAACCACCCUGUAAUUAUUAUAGCUGUUGAGUGUGGUGAUCCUGGCAAACCAGCAAACGGAAAGCAGAUUGUCAAGAAAGGCUACGUCUAUAAUGGAUCAGUCAAGUUUGCUUGUGAAAAGAAUUACACUCUAGUGGGGACUGAUGUUAUAUAUUGUCAAGCUAAUAGGAGUUGGAGUUCCUCUGUUCCACGUUGCUUAGGUAAGUGCCAUGGGUUAAGAGAAAAUAAAAGACAUUAAUCCCGCUAACUAUUUUUUCCCGAAACGUUUUUUAAAGGCGUAAAACACAGUUACAUUUCGUGGUCGUUCAAAACUGGUCUAUAACAUAAGCAGUAGAAAUAUUGUACCUUUUAAACUUCAAAAGUUCGCCAAAACACGACAAAACGUAUCGUCAUACUUAAUAAACAAGAGUUUAACCCUAAUCUGACCAUGUUUUUUUUCCUUUUCUUGCUUUCUAAGACAGGGAAACGUGGGAGGCUCCCCUCUGUAACUGAAAACAGAUCAUAACACGUCCACCAAAAUUAUACCUAAUAAUGUACUCAUCACAUUCAACAUCUAAGGAAAACUAGCGCGAUUUGAUGUACUUAUGACGUAACAUUGUUAUGAGUUAUAAGCACAAUCCAAAUUUCAUUUUUUUGCCUAGGAGUAGCCAUGAGGCGAACAGUGCUAAAAUGAAGUUGGCUGACACACGGAUAAAUUUUGACAAUUGCAGAGGCGUCAUGAUGACUUUGUUUAUUAUUAGAGAACGUACUGGAACAACGCCAUAUUAAAUCUGCCAUUUUGAAUUAAUUUUGUUCGAAAGCGGGUGAUGCUCGAUAUACCAAGUCAAUAUAUACACUAUUGUGUCUUUUCAUUGUGUGGAGAUAAUUGUGUUAUUGUUUUCGCGGGUUAGGGAUCAUUGUUGUGUUCUUUGUGACGUAACUCUAGAUUGCUAUUCACUUGAUAUAUAGUGCACCAGCUCAAUUAAUAACCCGUGUAAAUCGAGGAAACCGUGAUAUUAAAUACGACCUGUCAAUUAAAGUAUGUUUAAAAAGCAAAAAUUAAAAUAAAAGUAAAAAUACCGAUGUAAAUUUAAAAGUGAAAGGAAAAGAAAAGGAAAAAAUGCUAGUAAUUAACUGUGUUGAACACUGUUGAAAUUUGAAUCCAACUUCUACCAUUAAGCCAUUUUAUAUUCAAGUUUUUGAAUUGGCGAUUUGCACAUUGGCCAUAAGACACCUCGUUUGCCCCCUAAAGUUUUCCAUAACCUUUGUUUGUGAUUUCUCCUGGGUAUUGCUGUUUUUCCAGGAAACGAAGACAAUGCUUAUGCAAAUUUUCGAGGUGCAAACAAGGUGCAUUGUUAAGGUGGCUCGAUACAGUUGUUCAGGGCCAAUACCUCCCAAGUUUGAGCAUAAACUACGUCGCCAUAAACAAAGUUUUGGAUAAAUUGCCACCACAGUUGUAUUAGAUAAGGAUGAAAAUUUGUUAUGAUCAUGGUUGCAAUGACAUCGGAGUUGUCUUAGCAAUGAAAUGACGCUAUUAUUACCUAUUUUACUUACAGCAAUAUAUCUUGGCACNAAGUUUGCUUGUGAAAAGAAUUACACUCUAGUGGGGACUGAUGUUAUAUAUUGUCAAGCUAAUAGGAGUUGGAGUUCCUCUGUUCCACGUUGCUUAGGUAAGCGCCAUGGGUAAGAGAAAAUAAAAGACAUAGUCCCGCUAACUAUUUUUUCCAAAAAGGUUUUUAAAGGCGUAAAACUCAGUUACCUUUCGUGGUCGUUAAAAACUGAUCUAUACAUAAAUUAGCAGUAGAAAUAUUGUAGCUUUUAAACGGCAAAAGUUCGACAAAACACGAGAAAACGUAUCGUCAUACUUAAUAAACAAGAGUUUAACCCUAAUCUGACCCUGCUUUUUUUCCUUUUCUUGCUUUCUAAGACAGGGAAACGUGGGAGGCUCUCCUCUGUAACUGAAAAGAGAUCAUAACACUUCCACCAAAAUUAUACCUAAUAAUGUAGUCAUCACAUUCAACAUCUAAGGAUAACUAGCGCGAUUUGAUGUACUUAUGACGUAACAUUGUUAUGAGUUAUAAGCACAAUCCAAAUUUCAUUUUUUUUGCCUAGGAGUAGCCAUGAGGUGAACAAUGCUAAAAUAGUGAAAUGUUUAAAAAAAAUCUGAAGUUGGCUGACACACGGAUAAUCUUUUAUAAUUGCAGAGGCGUCAUGAUGACUUUGUUUAUUAUUAGAGAACGUACUGGAACAACGCCAUGUUAAAUCUGCCAUUUUGAAAAACCGAGUGAUGCUCGAUGUACCAAGUCAAUAUAUACACUAUUGUGUCGUUUCAUUGUGUGGAGAUAAUUGUGUUAUUGUCUACGCGGGUUAGGGAUCAUUGUUAUGUUCUUUGUGACGUAACUCUAGAUUGCUAUUCACUUGAUAUAUAGUGCACCAGCUCGAUUAAUAACCCGUGUAAAUCGAGGAAACCGUGAUAUCAAAUGCGACCUGUCUAUUAAAGUAUGUUUAAAAAGCAAAAAAUAAAAUGAAAGUAAAAAUAGCCAUGUAAAUUUAAAAUUGAAAGGAAACAAAAAGGAAAAAUGCUAGUAAUUAACUGUGUUGAAUACUGUUGAAAUUUAAAUCCAACUUCUACCAUUAAGCCAUUUUAUAUUCAAGUUUUUGAAUUGGCGAUUUGCACAUCUGCCAUAAGACACCUCGUUUGCCCCCUAAAGUUUUCCAUAACCUUUGUUUGUGAUUUCUCCUGGGUAUUGCAGUUUUUCCAGGAAACGAAGACGAUGCUUAUGCAAAUUUUUGAGGGCAAACAAGGUGCAUUAUGGCAGAUGUGCAAUUGACGCAUUUAGUCAUCAAAAAGCCUGGAUUAAAUUAAAAGUUAUAAUAAAUAUACGAAAUAUUAUAAAUUCAUUGGGAUACAAUAUUCAAUAAGUAAACCUUGAAAUGAAUUGAUCCAAUCAUUUUAUAUAGUAAGCAAGGCAAGUAUUGUAAAAUAAGGCUGUUAAAACCUCGGUUACCAUGAUAACGUCAAAAUUGACGUAAAGGUCGCGAUAAUUCUCAAAUGUUAUUUGAUCAUUUUGAGAAAAAUUUCCUAAAUUUGUUGUCAGACACGUAGUUUGAAUUAUUUCGAAGAUAUUUGGGUCCUUCAAAGCCGCUGAAUCAGGUAAAAGCAAAAUCGAAAUAAUUAGUUUCUUAUCAACUAAAGACAUAACGGGCAAUUUAUUUUAUUCCCUUCCUUUUUUCCUGUUGCUUAGCUUGUUUUUUUUCGUUUUUGAUUAAGCUAACUGUCGCUCACCUGGUGAUUUACAUCAUGGUCUUAAAAUCGGUAAUAACUACACGCACGGAAAAACAGUUCGAUACUCUUGUAACCAUGGGUACACACUUGAAGGCGAGGCUGAACUGACUUGUGUAGAUGGAAGAUGGAACACUGCCUCUCCCAAGUGUAAAGGUUAGCGUUCAUUCUUGUUUUUUAAGAAAAAAGCUUGAGUUGAUUUUGGAGGAAAAGUGGGUUGUUUUAUUUGCAAUUUUUUAAAUUGCGAGAGAGAUUUCGGUAUAAAUGAAUUACAUACCCCGCAACUUUGAACCGUUUAAAGAAGAAUUAGCUCGUGUGCGUCUAUUCAAGUUGCAGUUACUUAAUACCCUGCUAUCUUCAUUUCUUGUAUUAGUUCAUUAUAUGUAAAAGACAAAGGCUAAAAAAUUAACCACCCUGUAAUUAUUACGAUAGCUGUUGAGUGUGGUAUCCCUGGCAAACCAACAAACGGAAAGCACAUUGUCAGGAAGGGCUACGUCUAUGGUGGAUCAGUUAAGUUUUUUUGUGACAAGAAUUACACUCUAGUGGGGACUGAUGUUAUAUAUUGU
Messenger RNA from Porites evermanni, 5898 nucleotides. NCBI's taxonomy places the organism in Eukaryota, Metazoa, Cnidaria, Anthozoa, Scleractinia, Poritidae. The record is from the annotation of a GenBank genome assembly.